Molecule: messenger RNA, 765 nt
Organism: Chanos chanos (milkfish)
Lineage: Eukaryota; Metazoa; Chordata; Actinopteri; Gonorynchiformes; Chanidae
Gene: laptm5
Product: lysosomal protein transmembrane 5
Exons: 7
Coding region: 3-644 (213 amino acids)
Cellular component (GO): lysosomal membrane
Source: RefSeq, a predicted model, not a curated record
CCAUGUCUGGAACACGCACCCUCUUCUGCCAUGUUACCACGGCGACCCGCGCCUUCGCCAUCUACUACCUGGUGAGUAUCCUGAUGGUUGCCGUGGAUCUAACUGUUGCGUUGAUCAGAGGGAAAGAACCAUUCAGCGUCAGUACCACCCAAAACAUGACCCGUGGACAGCACAUCUUUGAUGUCAGCUCCAGUUUCCUGAUGCUGUUCCUCAUGUCUGUCUCAUGUGGAUUUGUCCUCUUUGCUCGGCACAAGGGACCGUCCUCUGUGAUCCCCUUUGUGCUCUUGCUGUUUGUGGACGUGUGUUUGACCGUUCUCUCCCUGGCUGAUGGGCCCUGGGGCCUGCCUGGCACCCCCACAUACACGGACACCCUGAGACUUACUAACCUGGCCAGACACAAUGUUCCGCUGGAGAAUGCCGAUCUGUGCCGCUUCACCAUGGUCUUUGGAGUUCUCUUUGUGUUCUAUGUACUGUUCAAGGUGUACAUGUUCGAGGUGGCUCUAAGAUCGUACUAUGCAAUGAAGGAAGAGGAUGAGUCAGUUAAUCAGGGCAGUGGGAUUAGUGUAACGGUGAAACUACCGUCCUAUGAUGAGGCUCUUCAGGAGAAGCCAAAGGACACGCCCCCUGAAUACACAGAGCCCUGAAAGACAGGGCUACGGCCAUGCACUGCAUUACACUGUACAGAGUGUUCAACGCUUAGGCAGCAACACCAACACGUGCCUCCAUAAACACACACACACACACAUACACACAUGCACAUGCACG